Molecule: messenger RNA, 1852 nt
Organism: Petromyzon marinus (sea lamprey)
Lineage: Eukaryota; Metazoa; Chordata; Hyperoartia; Petromyzontiformes; Petromyzontidae
Gene: TMEM53
Product: transmembrane protein 53
Source: RefSeq, a predicted model, not a curated record
GAGCGAGGCGCGCGGGCGUCAUGGCAGGCGACGAGGUGCAGGGCGCAGGGCAGGACAUGGAUUAUAACAUCACCUUCCCCGAGCCGCUGUCGUCGGCGGGAUGGUCUACGGGGCCCAGUGAAGAGCCGGUGGUGUUCCUGCUUGGUUGGGCUGGCUGCCGGGACAAGCACUUGGCCAAGUACAGCAGCAUUUACCAGCAGCAGGGCUGCAUCACGGUUCGCUACACGGCAGCGCUGCGCGAUGUGUUCCUGAGCGACCCGCUGGGUGGCGAACGCCUGCGUGUGGUGGCGUGCCAGCUGCUGGAGCUGCUGGCCGACUACGGCGUGGAGGGGCAGCCCGUGCUCAUGCACGUGUUCAGCAAUGGCGGCGCGAUGCUGUACCGCCGACUAGCUCAGGAGAUAGCAGCGCGGGGCCACACGGUGCAAGUCGUGGGCGCCGUCUUCGAUAGCGCGCCCAGCGAUCGCCACGUGAGGGGCCUCACGCGUGCGCUCAACGCCAUUCUCAAGACGAGGACCAACACGGCGAUGCGCCUCCUCGCGCUGCUCCUCUACAUGAUCGUUGUGCUCUUCCUGAAGUUCUUCGCCAUCCCGCUGGGACUCGUCAAGUCGACCUACAAGGUGCUGGUGCGUGGCCGCUGGCGCUGGCCGGAGCUCUACUUGUACUCGCAGGCCGACAGCAUCGUGCCGUGGCGCGACGUGUGCCGAAUCGCCGAGGAGCGGCGCACCACGGGCGUGCGUGUGCGCUGCCACGACUUCGUAACGUCCGAGCACGUGUCGCACUUCCGCGCGUUCCCCGAGGAGUACACCGCUCGCUGCGUCGCGUUCUUGCGCGAGUGUCUGCCGGGCGACGUGGCGGAGGAGGAGGAUGAGGUGGAAACGAGCGACAGUUCCACGAAGGCCGAGGACUCGGACGGACAUGGGGAAGACGCUGCCGAUGCCAUCGACGAGGGUGGUGCCAGGCGGAGGAAAGGGGCCGUUUGGCUCGCAAAGGAGGAAAGGCCCUCGUUCCCCUAGCCCAUCGGGAUGGAGAAUGUGGUGUAGAAGCUUGUAUCUGCGUUUUUCUCUGAGUGUUGAGAUCGUUUCCAGAAAAACGGUGAAAUAUUAAUGCAUAUAGGGUAGCUGGGCUGUAAACACUCAUCACAGAAAAUUGUGACAAGGCAGCAUUUUAUUUGAUGACAUUUACACGAGAACAAGGAGAUCGUAGACAUCUCUCCGAAUGUAUCUGUAAUCGCAGCAGGCUUAAGUAGGCAACAAUGACUCCCUGCCGAUGCCUUGCUUCAUUGUUGGCUACUGAAAUCAUCUGCAAUUGUAGAGAAAUUGUCGACCGAUGGUGAUUGCACUCUUCUUGCUUAUUUAAUAAAAUGCUGGCUUGCCCCAAUGUGUUCUGAUGAUUUUAAUUUUUAAUAAAAGUUCUAGUUUUACAUAAAUCCUAAAACUUGAUUGGGUACUGUCAAACUAACAGUUGUAUUUUAAACUGUUUGCUGCGUAAUUGCAAUUUUUUAUAAUAGGUUAGAUUUUUAAUAACUGGUAACACUUUGCAAAUGUGGAUCUAUUCGUUUGUAACAAUAAUUGCUGUGCAAUAUGUGUUAUUGAUGUCUGAUGUGUAAUUUUGCUUGCUUUUGAUGUAAAUUUUACAAAUUUUGCAACGUUUUGACAAACAAAUUUUGAGUUAGAUUUUAAAAUUCAGCUCUAAAAAUAACUGUGAAAUGUGUACAAAUAUAUUGGCCCGGGGAAAAUUGCUUUCUCUUUCUUGACCCCAUCACAGCUGCCAUGCCUUCAUGGUGACCAUGCUUUUCAUUCCGGAUUUUCUGUAUAUAUGGUACUCCAAUAAAAAAAUUAUAAUGGAUAGCAAA